Zingiber officinale is the source of this 405-nucleotide messenger RNA. RefSeq lists its product as uncharacterized. NCBI's taxonomy places the organism in Eukaryota, Viridiplantae, Streptophyta, Magnoliopsida, Zingiberales, Zingiberaceae. The record is from RefSeq and is a predicted model, not a curated record. The transcript has a single exon. Bases 1 to 405 code for a protein of 134 amino acids.
AUGGAUCAAAAAUCCGACAAGAGAGAGAGGCCGUCACUGCCGCUGCCUCCCUACCGCGUGGCACUCCACUCGGUGCAAAGGCCUCCUGGGAAGGCGCCGCACAAGAAGCCCGACCAAUCGCCGGCGCCAAAGGUGUACCGGGUGGAUCCCAGGGGAUUCCGGGAACUUGUCCAGCAGCUGACUGGUGCCACUCGCCCGGUGACCCCGCCGCCACUCAAGAGGCCGCUGAGGGGCACUGCUCCGCUUCCGCCUCCUCUCGAAUUGGCAGCUCCGGUGAUUUCAGGUAGCGCCGAUGAGUCUCCCACAGUAUUCUUGAAAGAGCUCUUGUCUCCAUCUUUGUUUUCGAGCUGGUAUUCCUUUCCACUCUUGAGCCCCCUUGUCCACGUUGGCAGCAUGGAGCAAUAG